ACACACACGAGCACAGUUCCAACAAGACGGAGCUUGUUGGGUCACUUGAACAAACGACAAUGGAUAAUGCAAGUAAAACACAGAGAUCACAAAAACAGAGACUCUCUCUCUAUCUCUCUCUCUCUCUCUACAAAUGUCUCUCUCUCUCUCCUUCUCUUCUUCCCUCUCCAUCCUCUCACCUCCACUCCUAAAACCCACCUCCAUAUUUGCCACCACAACUCCUCUCCACUCUCUCUCCGUCAAAUCCUCCAUUGACAAGGACCCCGCUUCCACUUCCAAUCCCAAGCCCAACACCACAAAACCCAGCUCCUGGGUCAGCCCCGACUGGCUCACCUCGCUCACUCGGUCCCUAACCAUCGGCAGAGACGAGGACUCGGGAAUCCCCAUAGCCAGCGCCAAGCUCGACGACGUCUCCGAUCUUCUCGGCGGCGCUCUGUUCCUCCCGCUCUUCAAAUGGAUGAAUGAUUACGGACCCAUUUACAGGCUCGCCGCUGGGCCCAGGAAUUUCGUCGUCGUCAGCGACCCCGCCAUUGCCAAGCAUGUUUUGAGAAAUUAUGGCAAGUACGCCAAGGGCCUUGUUGCUGAGGUCUCUGAGUUUCUUUUCGGGUCGGGUUUCGCCAUCGCAGAAGGCUCGCUUUGGACGGCAAGGCGCAGGGCUGUGGUUCCAUCUCUUCACAAGAAAUACUUGUCCGUGAUAGUCGACCGUGUGUUUUGCAAAUGCGCUGAAAGGUUGGUGGAGAAGCUGCAAGCCAGUGCACAAGAUGGCACUGCCGUGAACAUGGAGGAAAACUUUUCUCAGUUGACGCUCGAUGUUAUCGGUCUCUCGUUAUUCAACUACAAUUUUGAUUCUCUUGCUGCUAAUAGCCCUAUUAUUGAUGCGGUUUACACUGCAUUGAAAGAGGCGGAGGCUCGUUCCACAGAUAUAUUACCAUAUUGGAAGAUUAAAGCUUUGUGUAAAAUAAUCCCUAGACAAGUAAAAGCUGAACAAUCAGUUACAGUUAUCAGGGAAACUGUUGAAGAACUUAUUGCUAAGUGUAAAGAGAUUGUUGAAGCUGAAGGUGAACGGAUUGACGAGGAAGAGUACAUAAAUGACGCUGAUCCCAGCAUUCUUCGGUUCUUGCUUGCCAGUAGAGAAGAGGUUUCAAGUGUACAGUUACGCGAUGACCUUUUGUCUAUGUUAGUUGCUGGCCAUGAAACGACGGGUUCGGUUUUGACUUGGACGGCGUAUCUUCUAAGUAAGGAGUCAAGCGCAUUGUUGAAAGCUCAAGAAGAGGUUGAUAGAGUUUUGCAGGGAAGAUCUCCUUCUUAUGAAGAUGUAAAGGAUCUAAAGUUCUUGACACGUUGCAUAACCGAGUCGUUGCGUCUCUACCCACAUCCUCCUGUGUUGAUAAGAAGAGCUCAAGUUGCUGACAAGCUACCUGGAAAUUACAAGGUUAAUGCCGGUCAAGAUAUUAUGAUAUCAGUGUAUAAUAUUCAUCGUUCUUCAAAGGUGUGGGAGAGAGCAGAAGAGUUUGUACCAGAAAGGUUUGACAUGGAAGGUCCAGUGCCAAAUGAAUCAAAUACAGAUUUCAGGUUCAUUCCGUUCAGUGGAGGGCCUCGCAAAUGUGUUGGCGAUCAGUUCGCCCUGUUGGAGUCUAUUGUUGCUCUAGCGAUCUUUUUGCAGCACUUCACCUUCGAGCUCGUUCCAGAUCAGAAUAUUGGCAUGACUACCGGAGCUACAAUACACACAACAAACGGUUUGUACAUGAAACUGAGCUCAAGGCCAACAAAUCCUCAGUUGGUUCCUCCUCUCCAUCUAGGUGAAACUGAGACAGAAUUAGUAUACCCCAAGUGUUGAAACAACAUUAAUUUUCUCAACUGAAAGCCGGAAAAAAAAAAAAAAAAAAGAAAAAAAAAAAAAAAAAAAAAAAAAAAAAAAAAAGAAAAGAAGUGAAAAGAAAGUAAGUUCUGGUAGUGUUCAUUGCUCAAUUUCAUUUGCUUUAUUGUUGUAAUUCUUUUGAUGGACAAGUUGACAAGUCUGUAACAGCAUCUUACUCCUUAUUCUUGCCAACGGAUUAAGUUGACUAACACCACUUACCCUAUUGCCCUGUUUGGAAUAAGUUCAAGCGAUUGAAAUUCGUCCACAAUGAUAUCUCUAUACUAAAUUA
Molecule: messenger RNA, 2147 nt
Organism: Morus notabilis
Lineage: Eukaryota; Viridiplantae; Streptophyta; Magnoliopsida; Rosales; Moraceae
Product: carotene epsilon-monooxygenase, chloroplastic
Exons: 9
Coding region: 134-1837 (567 amino acids)
Biological process (GO): carotenoid biosynthetic process
Cellular component (GO): chloroplast
Molecular function (GO): iron ion binding; heme binding
Source: RefSeq, a predicted model, not a curated record